AAUUAUUUCCAGGGUUCCAGUGAGGGGAACUUUUGCUACAGAAGGUCAUUGCAUGGUAAAGAAUUCCUGGUGGUUUCAAAGUUGUCCUUAGUGGGGUUUGAUUCUCCUCCAAAUGCCUGGAGGUGCUCUCCAGAAAGCCUCUUCCCCUCCCUCUCUGCCCAAGAGCCACAAGGGCAGGUGCAGAGAGGCUGCCCUUGCUCUGGCUUCCCUUUCUCUCGCAGGGACCCUUCGGGUCUCUCAGUUGGGGGGCAGCAGAGCUAGGAGGGAGGGAGGGCUGGCAGAGCUAUGGAGGAAAAUUGCCUCUGCCUGCCUGCCCUUCCAGUUAUCCAUCCCCACCCCCCAAAAUGUAGCACUUGGAACCAGGACUGGGAACCGCAAGAAUGGCCAAGAAAGCAGGGAAGCAGAAAGGCCGCCAUCUUGACUGAGACAGAAAUCUUCAUGGAUGGCCACAGAAUUCACCCGAUACUUGUUGGACAUUUAGUCCACCGGAAGGUCCCACCUCAGAUUCUGAGAAAUCCCAGAAUGGUGUUGAAGGACACCAGCCUGGUGGUGGGAUGUUUAAGGUAUCCAAAGCUGCUAAAGGCUUCCUGGAGAAGAGAAUUUCAGCCCAGUGAGAAAAUCAGAAGCCACAAGAGCGGGGAAACGGCGGCCGCCGGAUCGCCUUUCCCGAAGGGCGCCUGCCGCGUCUCUGCCCGCUCAGCGGCCCCUGCAGCCCAAGCGGGGCAGGCGAGGCCGGCGCGGCUUCCGUUCGGAGCUCCUGAACGGUGAGAUGCCCCCAGUCCGCUGGCUUGGAGCUCCGCCAGGUUCCGGGAAGCGGGGGAUGGCGGCCCUCGACCCGCCUCCAGGCGAGCGCCGCAUCCCGCCCCCGCGAGGCCCCUGGAGGGCGGCGAGCUGGCGAGCUUCCGAGCAGUAGCGGGUCCCGCCUACGCUCGCCCCCAGCCGGCCAGAGGACACUGCUCGGUCCGCUCCCGGAGGACUCAGCCCGGGUAGAGGCGCCGCCGGUCCGCUCCCGCCGCCGCAGCUCCCCUCGCCGGCCAUGGCUGAGAACCAGUUGAAGCAAUGCCAGCAGGAGGCUGAGGAGGUGACAGAAAUCAUGGUACACAACUUCACCAAGGUGCUGGACCGCGAGGGCAAGCUUAGCCAGCUGGAUGAGCGGGCUGAUGAGCUUCGUAAACAGAGUUCUACUUUCACCAAGACCACAAAGACACUGGCCCAGAAGAAACGCUGGGAGAAUGUGAGAUUCAAGAUCAUCCUGGUGGCCGUGGUUGUGGGAGUUGUCUUGCUCAUCGUCUCAGCCAUCAUCCUCUACUUCACUCUCUCUGCACCUGGGAACCAGGCGGCUCCAGCACAGACCAGCGCUGGUGGAGACUGAGCUGCUGAUCAUCUUCCCAAGCUUCCAGGGGUGCUGGGCAUCGGGGCUUGGCUAGGACCUGGCAGCGGCCUUGACCCCUUCGUUUCUCAUCAUGGCAAGCAAGCCGAUGGAGAAAGGAAGCAAAGGGCACAGCCCCCUCCAUGUCCACGGCCUCAAUGCCAAGAAAGACUCUGGAGGUCUCUCUUCCUCGGCUUGGAGAUCGACGUGGGCGCCGUGCAGGGCGGCGACUGGGAUCACCGGCUGCCCCCGCCCGCCGCCAGGAGCGCCGUGGAGGGGCUGCCCGAGGUGCGGGUCGACGCCCCGCAAGCAG
Messenger RNA from Ahaetulla prasina, 1682 nucleotides. RefSeq names its product vesicle associated membrane protein 5 (gene VAMP5). The coding region runs from base 1037 to 1372 and encodes 111 amino acids. Lineage: Eukaryota; Metazoa; Chordata; Lepidosauria; Squamata; Colubridae. The record is from RefSeq and is a predicted model, not a curated record. The transcript has 4 exons. Gene Ontology annotation, biological process: Golgi to plasma membrane protein transport. Gene Ontology annotation, cellular component: plasma membrane.